CCGGCCCGUGUGACUGCAGCUGGAAAGCCCCAGCCGUGGGUCAAUCCCUCUGGCUGCUGCAGGGACCCCAUCGCCCGGGUCCUGCUCUGAGGGCCCGGCCCCACCGGCUUCCCCUGGUGGCCCUGCUCUGCCUGGGGCCCAGCGUCUACUCACCCGGCAGAAGAAUCUUACCCGCAGAGAAGGGCUUUAGGGGAGGUUUAUAUUUUGGCAAGACCCCCGACCCCUCUAAGGAGAUGGAAUCCAGGGGGUCUAGGAAGGAGUACAGGUAGGACCUGUGACCAGGUGAUGGGGGGAUGACGGGUGGGAGGUACAAGGGAGACGCAGUCCUCUGCCCCCGGUGGCUACUUGGGAGCUUUGAAGGAUGGGGUGAUGGCCCAGUCCCUGGGGAGUUGGAAAGAUCGGGACUGCGAUGGGAUACCUGGGAAGAGCUGCUAUAGGAGGGCAGGCCUGGGGAAAGUGGGUAGAAGCUAGGGUGGAGAUACCCAGUGGUGAGGGGAGUCCAGACCUGACUUGGUCACAGAUAGGGUGGCCUCAGGUGGGAGCUUCCAGUAAGCAUGGCUUCUGGGUGGUGUUCCCACCCCUGUUACUGGCCCUGCAGUGGGCGCGAUACCCUGACCUGGAGAACAUGGGUCUCAGGGUGCAGCCCAGGCCUGUAUCUCCUGGCUCCUGAAGUUCAGCUGAGGCCAAGGUGCAGGGGCCAGGGCCUCUGAACACUCAGGGCAACAGACAGAGAGAGAGAGAGAGCCAGGAAGAGGCCCCAUGGCUGGGGAGGCAGGCCCGGGACGGGGCCACUGCAGAGUCAGCAGGGACUCUGCAGCCCAGAAGACACCAGCCUGACACCCAAGAGGGCCCGCACAGGCAGGGGUGAUCUUCACACUGAAGGCUCACUGCCCCCGCAGGCUGCCUCUGGGCAGUAAGGAGGGGUGGAGGGACAGAGGUCCCCAGGCCAGUGAGGCGGCCCCAUCUCCAGGGAGCCAGUCCAGGGCCUGAUGAGCAGGCAGGCGGCACAGCACAGCCCACGGACUGCUGGGAGGUGGAGGCGACUGCACCCCAGAUUCUGAAAUCAAGGUCAGCGCUGGGGAGCAGAGGGAGAGGCUGGGAGGAGGAGCUGCCUGAGCAGAAGCCGGGAGCUGGGCUGGGUGCAGGCCCAGGAGGCCCGGGCAUCAGGCUGGAGGAAGUUCAGACCAUGAUGGGGGCGAGGGCGGCUUCUAAUGCCAGGCUGUGGGGAGCCACAGAAGGGUUUAAAGCAGGAGAGUGACCUGAUUGACUGGUGCCUCCUGAAGGUCAAGAAUGACUUGGGAAGAUGCUGAAGCAGGAUUCAGGGAGCAGCGGGCAGAGGGAACACCAGGGGGCCUCGAUGGGCUUUGGGAUGAGGUGGUCAGGCAGGGUGGCUGGGUUUCAAGUGUCUGCCUCUGUUACCUCCCGUGAGACCCAGCCGCCAGCUGCCCCUUUUCCCCCAGAAUUUUCCCCUAGGCUUCCUGGAGAACUUCAAGUCUGAAGCCACUCCUGGCAUCUGGCAGCCUGCCCAUCUUCAGACCCUCUGCCAGAAGAAAGGGUUCCCUGGGCAGCAACGCUGGGCUGCUGCUACUGGGAGACAGGGUUCAGCCUCUGCUCCCAGGUUCCUAGCCAGACCUGGGCUGGUCCUGACUCCCCGCCCCUGAGCUGUGUGGCUUAAGGCAAGACCCUGCCCCUCUCUGAGCCUGUUUCCUUAUCUAUAAAGUGGGGAGAAUGUCACCCUGUCACUUUGUUGUCAUGGGGAUCUGACAGUGCCAGGCAUUGGACCGAGCAUACAGUAGGUGCUUACUAGGUGCGAGCUCUUGCCAACCAAGGUAGGAUGGCUUGUCCUGCCCCCACACUCCCUGGAGACAGAGCCCAGAGCAGGGCAGGCUGGGCCCCGCUGGAAUGGCUCCUUCACCACUCCUGCCCUUGCUGGGCACCGGGGGGCACUGCGGGGGGUGGGGAGCGGCGGGGUCAGAAGGCCGCUGGCACAAUGCUCCCUGCUGUGUCGGGGCUGACCUGAGGGCAUGGUCCCUGAGUCCUGGCAUCUGGGGGAACCAUGACCUGUGGCCAGGGCGGGGCUGAUAAGGCUCGAAUGAAGCACCUGGGCCGGCCCCUCCCUCGGGACAGCCUCCUUCCAGCUGCUCAGCUGCCUCUGGGAGAGGAAGAUAGGCCUCAGCAACCCCCUGCAUGUCUGCCCCUAGACAGACAUCUUGCUGGCAGGUGCGGGGAAGGGGGUGGGUUAGGGGAUGGGCCCUGCCCAUCCUGGUGUCAAUCACCCCAGGCCCACUGAGGCCUGCAGAGAGGCCACUCCAGCUCAAUAUCACCCAAGGCUCAGGUGCUGGAUCCAGCCUGGCCUUUGUCCCCGUGGUGGGGGGUUGCCAGGAGAUGGGGGGGUAGCUCAGCCUCUGGUUGGUCAGUGACUUCAGCAGGUCCUGCCCUCUUUUGGGCCCUAGUUCCUUGGGCUGAAGUGAAAACUUGCUGGCCCUCACCAACUUCAAAUUGUCUUUACACAGUGGGGUGUGUGGGAGGUCCCAGCAGGCCAAGAAGUUUCUCUUCUUUUUCCCCAACAGCCAGGCGAGGCUGAAAGGGGGUGGGGAUGAGCAGAGACUGGGGGAGCCUGGAGGUGGUGAGGGCCCUGUGCUCAGGCCCCCAUGCCCUGGAGACGCCCUCCCUGUCCUCUACGGGGCCAGCGGGGAGGAGAUCAUGGGUGAGAAUCAGAGUUAGGAGCCUUCAGCCCCUGGUUAAAUAUAGAACCAAGGCCCCUCCCACAGCCUUCCCUGAAGGCUGCAAGGCCUCGAUAAGCCCUGGGUGGCCUGGGCCAGCCCCCUCCAACCUGACCCCACCCCCGUCCAGUGCUGGGACAUCCAGGGAAAGGGGUGGACGUCUUCCACAGGGGGCUGUUGAGCUCCGCUUUGAGCAGAAGCAGUGAGUGUGAUGGCUGAAAGGGGGUGAGCUGAGGGGUGAGAGGGCAGUGAAGGUACUGUCGAGGGGGUAGACACGCUAGGCCUCAGGACUCGAGGUUCAGGAAGCUCUGGCCGUGGCUGCUGAGCCCACUCUGGGGACUGUGGGCUGCGGGCUGGGCUAAGCCCUGGGAUCUGCACCUUCGUUUCCCUCUCCAGCUCUGGUGGGAGGGUCUGGCUUGGCAGACCCAGCGUGGGUGGGUAUUCAGGGGAGACCGUCAUGGAAAAUGGUGCCAGGGGAGGCUUCCUUAUAGAAGUAGCUGUCCGUGUCUGCAGAAGCAGCUGCAUCCUGGCAUAAGGACGGCUCAGGCCACGGGAGCUGCCUGGCGACAGUUCCUUUUGACAGCUUUGGGGUCACCUCUGGUGGUGGUGGGAAGCUUCCCUGACCAGCGCCUGGGCCCCCACACGCCCUCUGCGGAUCUUAUGGGGUUUUGGUGUCUGCUCCCGGGGACUGGUCGCCCCACCACCACCCCACCCCGAGUUCCUGAGCUUCCCUUUCACCCCCAGCUCCGCUGCUGCCAAGAUGCCGUUGCCACAGACACAGGCCUCUGGGCUGGAGCUGCACCGCCCCCAGGAGCCGGUGGAGCCGCACACCCCAGCCCAGGGCGCCCGAUGGGCGAGCAGCGAGGACGCGCCCGGCGCCCAGCACGAGGGCUUCAGGCCUGGCCUGGGCACCUUGCGGCGGGCCCUCUCGAGGGCGAGCCAGCGGGCCUCGGUUCGAGCCUCCCGGGGAGACGCAGGGCUGCUCAGGCUCAGCGGCCGCUUCCUGUUCGGGUCUUUGCGGCGCACUCCAGACAACUGCCCUGCCGUGGACCAGACCGGGGUGACCUCGGAGCCAGGGCCAGCCUGCGGCAGGAAGGGGUCCUCCAAGGCCAAGGAAGAUGUUGGCCGGCGGUUGUCCACGGGGGCGGGGCCUGAGGAAGCCAAAGGCACGUCCGUGGCAGACCUCAUCUCUGAGCGGCAACUCCUAGCCGCCUUCGAGCGGCUGCGGCACCUGGAGACGGGGCUAGUGACCGAGAAAGCCUCGUGCACCUUCCAGCAGGACCCCACGGGCUUUGCGCGGCGCGCCAUGGACGUGUGCCUGCACUACGACGGGCUGGCCGCGGAGAUCGGCGCCAUCGUGCGCGAGACGCUGGGCCCGGAUGGCGUGGACGCAGCCGCGCUCGCGGAGCUGGCCCGAGUGGUGCGCGCGGAAGAGGAGGCCCACCCGGAGCCCCCCGCAGACGGCGACUUUCUGCGCACGCCGCGCCGCUGGCGCCAGUACUGGGAGGACGCCGUGCGGCGGAGCGCAGAGGAGCGCGUGCGGCAGGCGGGCGCGGGGGAGGCCCCGGGGGCGCCCGACGCUGCCCCCGACUUGGCGCGGCUCCUGGCCGAGCUCGGCGCUUUGGUUCGCCGCGACCUGCAGAAGGUGCAGCGGGAGGUGCACCCCGCUUACGCGGCCGCCGGCUUCCCGGCGUGGGCGGCCUACCUGCGUGCCUUCCACGGCGCGGUGGCCGGGCGCCUCCAGGAGCUCGCGCACGACGCCCGCGGCUGCGAGCAGCUCUACGUGCUGCUGGACUGGGCCGCCAACGUCUACAGCAGUCCUGAUUUCCUGGGCUCCCAGGACCAGGCUCUGCCCUCGGAGCCGCUGCCCCCACUCCUGGCACCGGACGUCUGGGCCCAACUGGAAGAUGACUACACCAGCUUCCUGGAGACCAAGAUCGCGAGCUGCUUCGAUGGCAUCCUGCAGCUGGAGCAGAGUCGCUGGGCAGCUGCGGAGGCCCCCGAAGAGCUGCGGGGCCUCUACCACACGCCACUCUCCUUCGACGUCUGCAUGCUUGUGGCGGAGCACGUGAAGGCGGCCGGCGCCAUCUCCGCAGAACUGGAGUCCACCACGUUGGGGAUCUGCGCGCGGGCGCUGGGGCUCUUCCUGCACAGGUUCGAAAAGGCUUUUCUGGAGUCCGGGGCGGUGACCGAGCCUAACCUGUGCGCCAGCAUCAAUGCCUGCGAGGAGCUCAGGACUCACCUUCUGGCCAAGUUCCCAGAAAGCUUUGGAGAGCUGGAGAAGGCCCUGGGGGCUGCCGCCCGAGCCUUUCAGAAGCGGCUGCUCCAGGGCUUGCAGGGCGCUGUGCAGCCGCUCUUCAGGGUCCUGUGCACCAAGGCCUGGCUGACCCAGGACCUGCUGCAGCCCCUCAUGGACAAGGUGGUGGCCUUCUCGGGCCUCCUCGAGCACAUGGCCCCACCCCUUGCCCAGGAGACUCUGCAGCAGGUGCACCGCUAUGUUGUCCGCGAGUACCUGGCGCAGGCGCUGCAACCCCGUGAGCGGCUCCGGGGUGUGGACCGCCGGAGUGGCUCCCAGAAGAUGGGCCUUGAGGCACAGGCCAUCGGCAAUACCUUCCAGGGCUUGGGCUCCCAGGCCACAUGGCUGGGCCAAGCUAUCCCAUGCGUGGCUGACAUACUGGGCGAGACUUACAAAGAUGACAUCAGGCGGCACCUGGAGACGCUCAUCAGAAGCUACCCGGACAUCAGGCGGGACCACGUGCUGGCCAUCCUGGCACUGCGCCGCCUGGGCCGCCGUCGGAACCAGCACUUCCUGCGCCAUGCUCAGGCCAUGCUGAGGGCUGCCGCCAAGGCCGGGGUCUCCGGGGCCGCCGGGGGCCGCGUGCUCUUCGAGGAGAUCGAGUUGGGCACCGGCGUGGACGUGCUGGUCACCUGCAUCUAGCGCUGCUGGCCUGAAAGGGGGCUGCCUGGGGGACGGAGGGGUGGCCACCUGCCCCUAGGGACUGAGCCCCAAGCCGGCGACCCGGGAGGCAGCCCCAGCACAGCCCCAGGCCUGAAGCCCGCCCGUGGGGGACCAUCCAUCCUCCUCCUCCUGAUGGCCAGGGGAGGUCAUGCCAGGCAUGCCAGCAAGCCUGAGAGGCAUUCCAGGCAUUUGGAGGAGGAUUUGGUGCAGAAGUUCCCUUUGGUACUGCCCACCCAGGAAGGCCUCCCUGUCUAACUGUCCUGCACCACCCCAAUGUGAAAAUGAAGAACAGAGUAUUUAUUUUUAAACUAAACAUGAAUUAAAAUGGUAUCUGUCUAAGGA
This is a messenger RNA of Capra hircus (goat), 6024 nucleotides long. RefSeq names its product exocyst complex component 3 like 4 (gene EXOC3L4). The record is from RefSeq and is a predicted model, not a curated record. The transcript has 12 exons. Gene Ontology annotation, molecular function: SNARE binding. Gene Ontology annotation, biological process: exocytosis; exocyst localization. Bases 3484 to 5661 code for a protein of 725 amino acids. Lineage: Eukaryota; Metazoa; Chordata; Mammalia; Artiodactyla; Bovidae. Gene Ontology annotation, cellular component: exocyst.